Molecule: messenger RNA, 633 nt
Organism: Danio aesculapii
Lineage: Eukaryota; Metazoa; Chordata; Actinopteri; Cypriniformes; Danionidae
Product: complement C1q-like protein 3
Exons: 3
Coding region: 40-633 (197 amino acids)
Molecular function (GO): protein binding
Source: RefSeq, a predicted model, not a curated record
AUUCAGCACACGGCUUUACUGCAUUAUAACAGCAAAAAAAUGUGGAUUCUUAUAACAGUUGUACUACUCAAUGUGUGGACCAUUCCGGCAGAAAAUGUACUCACACCGAACAUAAACAUCCUUGAAGAAUUAAACAAAAUAAUGGAUUUGGAAAAAAGGAUGAAAUCAAUGGAGACAGAAAUGGAGCGACUAAAAACCGAGAAGGAAGUUCCUAAACUUGCUUUCUCAGCCUCUCUGUUGACCACUUUUGGACCUCAAAGCGUCGGACCUUUUUAUAACGGUUUCCACACUCUCCUUUACAAACACGUCUUCCUCAAUUUUGGAAGUGCCUAUGAUCCAAACACAGGAAUUUUUACAGCACCUGUGAAGGGAGUCUACGUGUUCACGGUUUUCUCAAAGGCUAUUGGAAAUCACGAGAGAGCCGUUACCGCUGGCCUGUUUAAAAAUGACCAGCAUAUUGUUUCUACACAUGGACAUCAAGCAGAUGGUUUCAUCAGCUCUUCAAACGGAGUCUCUCUGCUGCUAGAUGAAGGGGAUAAAAUGAAAGUCAAUCUCUAUCCUGGACAAUGGAUUUUCGACAAUGGAGAACACCAUCACAGCACAUUCAGUGGACAUCUGCUAUUUGCCAUGUGA